Molecule: messenger RNA, 1612 nt
Organism: Silurus meridionalis
Lineage: Eukaryota; Metazoa; Chordata; Actinopteri; Siluriformes; Siluridae
Gene: mvda
Product: mevalonate (diphospho) decarboxylase a
Exons: 10
Coding region: 145-1350 (401 amino acids)
Biological process (GO): isopentenyl diphosphate biosynthetic process, mevalonate pathway; isoprenoid biosynthetic process
Cellular component (GO): cytosol
Molecular function (GO): diphosphomevalonate decarboxylase activity; ATP binding
Source: RefSeq, a predicted model, not a curated record
ACAUUCGUUGGUGUCAUAUCAUGGCGACCUAAAUGUCAGCGUGGAGUAAUUCUAAGUCGCAAGUUACAGCCGAGCUUUGUGAUUAAAUGUAGUUUUUUUUGCAGUGUCAUUUAUUAGAUUAAAAAUACAAAUAUAAUUGUAAUUAUGCCGGAAACGAACAGCCAAACGGUCUCGAUGGUCACGUGCACGGCGCCAGUGAACAUCGCUGUUAUUAAGUACUGGGGUAAACGAGAUGAAGAGCUGAUCCUGCCCAUCAACUCCUCACUCAGUGUGACUUUGCAUCAGGACCAGCUUAAAACAACCACGACAGUCGCAUGCAGCAGAAAUUUUCAGGAGGACCGCAUCUGGCUGAACGGCAAAGUAGAAGACAUCAAGCAGCCCAGAUUGCAGUCAUGUCUUCGUGAGAUUCGAAGGUUAGCGCGGAAAAGACGUAACGAUGAAGACCCGAAUGCCGAGGUCACGCUUUCUCAUCGGGUGCAUAUCUGCUCUGUGAAUAACUUCCCUACAGCAGCUGGGCUGGCGUCUUCUGCAGCCGGAUAUGCCUGCCUGGUGUACUCGCUGUCCCGUUUGUUCGGUGUGGACACGGAGCUGUCGGUGGUGGCACGCCAGGGAUCGGGCAGCGCCUGCAGGAGUAUGUAUGGAGGCUUUGUGCAGUGGAAGAUGGGCGAAAGACAGGACGGGAAAGACAGCGUGGCUGAGCAGGUGGCACCAGAGACACACUGGCCUGAGCUCCGGGUUCUCGUCCUGGUUGUCAGUGCAGAGCGGAAGCCCAUUGCAAGUACUUCAGGCAUGCAGACGAGCGUACAGACGAGCAAACUGCUGAAGCACCGUGCGAACAGUGUGGUCCCCGCUCGGAUGGACGAUAUGAUCGAGGCCAUUCGGAAGCGAGACUUUGCGGCGUUCGCUGAACUCACCAUGAAAGACAGCAACCAGUUUCACGCCACCUGUCUGGAUACGUUCCCACCUAUCUUCUACCUCAAUGACGUUUCACGCAAAGUCAUAAACCUGGUGCAUCGUUACAAUCAGCAUUACGGAGAAACCAGAGUUGCGUACACUUUUGAUGCAGGGCCUAACGCGGUGAUCUUCCUCCUGCGUGACAGCGUGCCCGAAUUUAUCCAGACCGUUCGCCAUUUCUUUCCUCCAGAAUCUAACGGUGGCGAGUUUGUAAAAGGACAUCCUGUACCCUCUGCCUCGUUGUCUGACCAGCUGAUCAGAGACAUCAGCAUGGAGACGAGCCCGAGAGGAAUCAGCUACAUCAUCAGCACUAAGGUUGGCCCUGGUCCUUGUGUUUUGGACGACCCAACGCUUCACCUGUUAGGUACAGAUGGACUUCCCAAGAAAGCUACCUGAGUAAAAAUGGGCUUGAUGCAGAAUAUCUACUUCCCCAGAGUAAAAAAGCAAUUAAGAUAUAAAUGAUUUACACCAAGAAUUAUUAUUAUUAUUAUUAUUAUUAUUAUUAUUAUUAUUAUUAUCAUAAAUAAUAAUUAAAAUUUCUGUAUGCAUUUUUGUGCCCAGAAUUUUUACCUUCUUGUCUUUUUGCAUAAAUAUUUCUGUCAAAGUAUUUUUCUAGAUUUUGAAAAAAUGCUAUUUGAAAAUACAUGUACUGAUCACA